This is a messenger RNA of Leucoraja erinaceus (little skate), 6498 nucleotides long. Its product is annotated as MOB kinase activator 3C-like. The record is from RefSeq and is a predicted model, not a curated record. Gene Ontology annotation, molecular function: protein kinase activator activity. The coding region runs from base 941 to 1591 and encodes 216 amino acids. The transcript is spliced from 5 exons. NCBI's taxonomy places the organism in Eukaryota, Metazoa, Chordata, Chondrichthyes, Rajiformes, Rajidae. Gene Ontology annotation, biological process: positive regulation of protein phosphorylation; signal transduction. Gene Ontology annotation, cellular component: nucleus; cytoplasm.
GCGUUAUCGAAGGUCGGCGUGGUGUCAGUGGACUGAAGGGUCUGUUUCCAUGCUGUAUCUCUAAACUAAACUAAAGCGUUCCAUUUGCCACUAUAGUUUCUGACAGAUUGAUCUGUUUAGUGUCUGAUUAUGUAUGAGGUUCCAAGUGCUGACUAUUCUGUACAACAAAUGAGAAAACUAGACUUGCAAUGGGUGUGGUUCCUAACCCACCAUUGCUCUGACAUGCCUGUUCUGACACAUUGCAUUUAAAGUGGAUGGAAAUGACUUUAAUUUUAAGAACAGUUGUUAUUUCAAAUAUAAAAUACUUAGACUGACAUACUUAAUGAAACAACACCAUUCCUCCUAAUUCUUUGACAUUCAUUUCCUAUCGACGGAAAUGUGCAAAACCAGGAAACAACCCUUUUAAAGAAAUUUUUAUUUCAAAGAAAAGAAAGUUCACGCAAAGAAGAUCAACAGAUGUGAAGAGGGGGCUGUCUCAGGAUGUGACAUCAUAGACAGGAAAGCAGGAGAGUAACCAAGCCAGUUCAUAUGUAAUCCUCUCUUGUCCCGGCACCGUGUAAAAUAGUAGAGGCUGCAGAGGGGGAAAGCACCAAACUGUGUGGCUGUGUUAAAUCGACUUCUUAACAAUGUAAAUCCCUCACAUCUGCAGAUUCCUACAGCAACCGAAGAUCCGUGUGCAGCAGAGAAACCAAUACUCCUUUGAGGAUUGCUGUUCGCUGAAUGUCAGCUGCUGGGAAUCAACUGUCCAGUGACUUGUGGAAUGUAAAGACUGAAUGCAAAGGCAGCUGUUUCAAAAAUUCAGUUUGCCACAUCAAGCUGUGGAGAAUGAACUGAGUGGGCUAUCUAUGCAUCUACCUGUCAACAUUAUCAGGACAAGUAAAUUGCUUCUAUGUUGAAUUGUUUUUAAGAGAGAAACGUUCCUUUCUACACCUCGUUGAAGAUGGCUCUUUGCCUGAAACAAGUCUUCAAUAAAGAUAGGACAUUUCGACCCCGGAAGAGGUUCGAACCAGGAACCCAACGGUUUGAGUUGUAUAAGAAAGCUCAGGCUUCACUUAAAUCUGGGGUUGAUCUCAAGACGGUAGUCCAACUUCCUGCAGGGGAAAACCUCAACGAUUGGAUUGCAGUGAACACUGUAGACUUCUUCAAUCGAAUCAAUCUCAUCUAUGGUACUAUUUGUGACUUUUGCACAGCAAGGACCUGUCCCAUCAUGUCAGGAGGGCUGAAAUACGAAUACAGGUGGCAGGACGAACACAAGUAUAAGCGGCCAACCAAAGUGACUGCUCCACAGUAUAUGCAUUUGCUCAUGGACUGGAUUGAGACACUGAUCAAUGAUGAGAUGAACUUCCCCACCAGAGUUGGUGUUCCUUUUCCAAGAAACUUCAUGCAACUCUGUAAGAAAAUACUCACUCGGCUUUUCCGAGUCUUUGUUCAUGUUUACAUCCACCACUUUGAUCGGAUUACCACGAUGGGAGCCGAAGCACACGUCAAUACGUGCUACAAACAUUUCUACUACUUUGUGACUGAGUUUGACCUGAUUGAUGAGCGGGAGCUGGAGCCUCUGAAAAUCAUGACAGAGAAAAUUUGCCACUAAUUCCAGCCACACUCACUCUCUCGUGACAUCUAACCCAGAAUUUGAACUCAUACGUUAUCCAUGACAAAAGAGAUUAUCGGAAAAUGACCAUCUACAAUUUGGAUCCCUGUAAAUCUUGAGCAAGCAGAUCCUUUUAAUGUCAUGUCAAGAAUCAGACCAAUGUUUAUUCAAUCUUCAAGUUUUCUCUUGGCAACAGAGUGGCAGUGAUAGAUAAUGUAUGCUGAUCAAUUGGCACUGACUUCAGAUUAAGCACCAUUGUAAACCCUACUUCGCGUUCUCUAAACUGAUUUAAUUCAGUCAUCUGACAUCAAUUCAGAAUUCCUGUGAUUCUUAAUUAGUUUCAUGAAAGAAAAUACAAUCAAAUUAAACGUCGCCGAAAAGCUUCCACCCUGAUUACCUGGUCAGUAAACUGAAAAAUUUGGUUCAAGUAAUGCUAUUUGUUCACUUAAGAAGAACUGCAGCAAAUGUUGAACGCCAAUGAGACCAUGAUCUACUGCCCAAAGAUUGUGUGGCUGAAACACUGGCAGUGGAUGCAGUACAUUCAUUAUAACACCUUCCAUUCCACAGUUAUAAUAAUGCAACUCAGCAGCAGAUUCAGACAGAAACUACACCAACAUCAGCCCCAGGGUUGUCAGAUACGUAUUAUGCCAAAAAGGAUCAGGUUUUGCCAAUAUUAUGUGAAACAAAGCAAGCUAGAAAUUGUGGCGGAAUGCCAGCAAUUCUCUACCAAUAUGCCAGAAAUAUAUUUUUUAUAUGUCACCACGUUCGUGAUUCCUGCAAGAUCAAGAAGUCCUGGACAGAAGUCAUCAGCUGCUCUUCCCUUGAGGUCUGAUGUUGGCUUUCCCAUGGUCAGUGACAGAAUGUGAAUCAACACAACACUGGCACUGGCAAAUCUACUCAUUGAACCUGAACCAGGUUAAAUACCGGCUCAGGAAUACCAUGUCAUUUAUUUUAAUACAGAUGGAUAAAUAUGAGGGAACUAAGUAAGAAUUUGGUAAUUUGCAUUAUUUUAAAUUUGCAAUUAUAAUUGCAAUUGUAGAUAUUUGAAUGUUUUGUUUAAAAUUGUUCUUGAUUAUUUUGAAAUGUGCUUAUGUUUUUUUAGUUGCUUUGAAUAUUUUUGAAGAUGCAUGCAUAGUCCUUGACAGGUUUGGCUUCUGGCUAACAUUAGGGAUGUCAGGCUUAGCUGACGAUCACAAUCCCUUUAAGUAUUGGGUAGAUAGAGUUUAUUCUGAUCUGCCCUGUGAUUACAUUACGUUCAUCUGCCACCUACCUAAAGCUUAGGUAUUUCUCCCAUCCUUAUACCAUGACAUUGGUCAGUGCCAAAGGCAGGUACUUUGCCACUUGGUGAUAGUUCUACUUCAAUAUCAAUUUCCACAUGUAGAUUGACAACAUCCAGGUCUACCUCAGCACCACCUCUCUUGAUUCAUCUAGUAUCUCUAAAUGAUGAAACAGACUGACAUCGAAGACUGGAGGAUCAGAAAUUUAUCCAGCUAAACAUUAGACAAAUUAUCGCCAUUGUACUCGAUGUCUGCCACAGAUCUAUUUCCUAGCAACUAUUUGAGAUUAAACCCCAGAUAGUUAGCAAUCCUCAUGUUAUAUUUCAUCAUGAGAUGAGCUUCGGAUAACAUAUUCACAGUAAAAGUUUAAUCAUCCAUUUCUAUCUUUGUAAAAUUGCCCAACCACACCCACUCUGUUGAGGUUUGAUCCAAUGUCUGUGCUGAACAUGAUGCCAAGAUAAUGAAUCUCAUCUGCCUGCACAUGAACCACAUUCCUCCGUUUCCUGCAUAUUCAUGUGCCCGUCUAAAAGCCACUUACACCCCACUUUUGUAUCUGCCUCUACCACCAUUACUCCUGCCAACACGCUCUCGGUGCCCACCACUCUUCUGUAAAAAAGAAACUUGGCCCAAACAUCUCCUUUAAAAUGCGUCCCUCUCACCUUAAAUCUAUGCUCUCUAGUCUUUGAAUUUCAUUAACUCUAGAUCUAUUUUCCAACAUUCCCAGCUGGACUCCCUCAUCUCACUCUAUGUAAACACCAAGUCACACAAAACUUGGCUGUCUGUGUUAUAACUCUCACCAUUUUUUUCUAUCACUGUAAGUGGCUGCUAACCAUCAUUCACCCCUGGUUAAGCAAUGCCUCAGUUUUUUAAAUUCCUAUCCUUGUUUUCAAAUCCCCCAAUAAUCUUAGCUAUCCUUCUAAGAUUUACCCACUUUUCUAAUUAUCAUUAUUAUCAAACCUGAAGUUUCAACUAACAGUCAUGCCUUCAGUUCCUAAAGACCUUAGUUCAUGAAUUAUUUCCCUAAGCCUCUCCAUCUUCCUACUUCACUUUUCCCCCAUUAAGGAGUUCCUUAAAACUUAGCACUUUGAUGAAGGUUGAAACUAGCUGCUCUAAGAUAGCAGCUUAUCUUUAUGGCUCAAUAACAAAGUUUAUUUGAGACUCAUUCGGUGAAAUUCCUUGGCAUUUUGCCACAUUUUAAAUAUUAUAUAAGUUGUGGAUGUUGAUUAAACAUGUAGCAUCAUUCCAUUUGGAUUAGAUCUCAUACCACCACUUGACCAGCAAGUGUGAGAUCUAGACAACCCCAACCAUGAGACCUUCAAGGUAUUUCAUCCCAACCACGCAUGAAAAGAGAUCAACCUCAGCCAUUUACAGGCACAUAUAUCCAUCUACCCCAAUGAUAGAACACCAGUGAUCACAUAUGACAUGAGAGGGCUAUGAUAUCGGUGCUUCGUUUUUUCCCCUCUGUUUAAUGUGAUAAUUCCAAAAAAAAAUUUGAAUUUGUUCAUAUUAUUAAUUAAUUCUGCUAAUCUCGCAUGCAAUGAACAGGCUAAUGCAAUAACAUCACAAAUGGCAUGCUGACCGUUCAACGACCUUGUUUUAAAAAAAGAACUGGCACAUAGGAAAGGGACAGAUCAGCUUUGCAAUGUUCAAUCAAGGAGAAAAAACACUCAUCUCUGAUACAUUAAGAACAGACAGCAUGAUGUAUGCAAAAGCAAUAAGACUGUACAGAAAUAAAUUGUUUGUCUUUAUUCAGAAUGUACUGUUCUUUUACAGGAUCUUAAAUUUGAACUAAUUUGGAUGACAAUCUAGAUGCGAGUCAGGUUUUGCCAUUUCUAAAUCUAGCAAUCACUCAGCCCAAAACUAAAAAUACUGAUGUAAUCAUUUAUCAAUGACGGAUUUAGAUGGAAUUGUGCUUUUAAAAACCCUUAUUUUAAAUUAAUGCAUCUUAUUGGGCUGUAUAGCGCCUCAAAUCCUUCACUUAAUUUAACUACAGGACCUGUAUUGUCUCAGAAUCAUACCGUUAGGUACCUGGUAGCCAACACAACCCCACAUUUUAAAGAACUAAAUAAUGUUAUUUUGGAAUUGUACACAAGUAGGAAAUAAAACAAUUUGAGAAUUUCAGUCAUCGUAGAAUAUUUAAUCAAAUUGUUAAAUCUAUUGGAUAGAUUUACAAUGCAGUUCAAUUAAUUCUCAAUUCAUAUCAAAUGGACAAGCAACUGUUUAGAAUGAAGUUUGUACACAAAAUGUAACGCAAAAUGAUAUUGAAAUUAAGCUCCAUUCAUUCAAAGUAGUAUAAAUACUACACUAUCGGUCAGUUGGCUUGUUCACCUUCAAUUCCAUAUGAUUUAACCUUUUGGUCCAGUAUAUUAUGUGGGACUUUGUCAAAAGCUGUGCUAAAGUUAAUGCUGACAAUGUUCACCACCCUGCCCUUAUCAAUCUGCUUGUUGACCUUCUCAAAAAAUUAUAAAUCUGUGGACCAUGAUUUCCAAUGCACAAAACCACGUUGACCAUCCCUAUCAGUCCUUACCUGUCCAAAUGCUGGUAGAUCCUGUCCUUCAGAAUCCCCUCCAAUAACCUAACCAUCACUGAUGUCAGGCUCAUUAGCUUGUAGUUCCCUGUCUUGUCUUUGCAACUUGUCUUAAAGAAGGUAAAACAUUAGCCAUGCUCCAGAUCUCUGGUAUAAUUCCCUUGGUAAAAAUAAUAGUUUUACUAGGGCCCUGACAAUUUCUUCCCUAAUGCCCGAGGGAACACUUGGUCAGGCCCUGGCGAUUUAUCCACCUUAAGAUAAUCUACUGCCAGUUCCUCUUUUGUAAUGAGUCCAAUGCAAUUCCAUCAAUUCCUUUAUUCCAUGACCUUCUCAGUAAAUAUGGAUGAGAAGUAUUCAUAGUCCAUCUUCUGUGGCUUGACAAAUAGAUGACCACAUUGAUCCUUAAGGGAGCCUUUUUUCUCCAUUGCUGCACUUUUGUUUUUAAUAUAUCUGUAGAAUCUCUUAUUAUUAUCCUUUAUCUUUGAUGGCCAGACUUAUCUCAUGCCCUCUUUCUACUCUCCAGAUAGCAAGCACAUAAUAGCAACAGAAUGCCUUCAAAUUACCUUUUGCAAACAGUUUGGUGGAGAAUCCAUCCAAUAAUUGCUUUCAUUUUAAAAGGUAACUGAGUAAAAUCCUAACGGCCUAACAUCAACCGUCCCGCAAUAAAUACAAUGCUUCACAAUGGUGGGAGUUCACAUGUAGUUGAAGUGUCAGUUGCUCAGUUAGUUCAUAAAGUUUAACUUUAAUAGCCACUUACAGUUUAAGAACUGUAUAAACUGAAUACCACUUUCCAUCUUAGAUAUAUUGACUCCAAGAAAGAGUCUGAUUCAUGGUCAUAGUACCAUCAUUCAGUUCAUAUCUAAUCUAAUGACUGAGCCAUAGUGAUUGAGUAAAUAUUAUUAUAAAGAAAAAUAAUUUAUCUUGCAACUUUGUGUAGCAUUAAAAAAUAUUUUUCACGUUUUAGACAUUUAUAUGAAUAAAUACUUUGUAAUAAUUUCUUACAUCUCAACUAUUAAUAGUUGCUUGAUUUAAUGUAUUACUCUGUCAGUUGUUGCUUUUAUAUACUAUUGUUAUAAUAAACCAUGUAUCGUUCAUUUUUGACA